UCCCAUUGGAGAUGGUGCCCCCAACCUCCAGCAACAAGUAAAGGCAGGCCGGAGAGGCUCCCGGGAGGAGGAGAGAGGUGGAGAUAAUACUGACAGCAGAGGAAGGAGAUAGUAACCAUUUCUCUUCUCUCUCUGCUUAUCUCUCACACUGUCUCGUCUCUCUGAGCAUCCAUCCAGCCUUCUGCUUUCUCAGGACUUCCUUUGUAAUUCUGCUCAAAGGCGGUUUUUCUUCUUUUCUUGUGGAGUCUAAGACAAACUUAGGGAAAAGAAAAGGAGGGGACGGUGAAGGAGGACAAUGGCCUCCUGGUUCAACUGGAAUGAGCCUUAUUACCGGACGCCCCGCCGGGACCCAUCCGACGUGGUCACCGACACCCUGAUGGUGGAGUUCAGCUGGCAGCUGAAGGAGGCUGAGAGGCUGCAGAAGGAGAGGGAGAAUGAGUACCGACGCCUGAAGACUGGUGUGGACUACAGCUGGCUGGCCAGCACGCCUCGAUCCUCCUUCAGCAUCAGCACCGGGGAGCGGCUCGGCCUGGAGGACCUCUGCUCCAAGGUGCCGCCGUCCGGCUGUGGCAUCGUCAUACUCAAGUUCAGGGAGGUCAUGCAGGCCAACGAACCCGAGGCCCACGAGGUGCCCGGCCUGUUCCGCUCCGUCCUCCUGGAGGCCCUGGACCACCUGAAGGAGGAGCAGGAGGCGCAGCGACUCGCCCGCCAGUGGAACAACAAACGUGCCAUGAGCAUGUCCCUCAUUAAUUUCAGGUCCAGGAUCAAGAUCAACCCGUUCGGGAGCACGGUGGGCCUGACCUCCCCUGCAGCCGAGGGGGCGGGACUCAGCGACCUGAAAACGGUGUCGGAGGACGUGGAGAAAGGGAUGGACCGGGAUGAGAGGCAGAGGGUGUGGAGCAUGCCCGACUUCAGAUACAAAGGAUCCGGCAGCAGCGGCACCAGCAAGGUGGUCUGAUGCAGCGUUCAGAGGACUGAGAGGACGGUCGGACGUUUCAGGGGGAUAAACGCUGAUCUCUAGGACUGUUGCAGUGUUUCCACGGGGACGAAUCUUUCAUUCCUGACUUUUCAGUACAAAAACCACUCAGCGUUAGAUCCUGCUUGUCGGGCAUUUUACUGAUAUUCUACACACUGACGACAGUUUUGCAGUACUUGAAACUAUUUUAACUUUGCUUGAGAUUAUCACUUCUUGCAGCGAUGCCUCUUUUUUUUUGUAGAGAUUUGGCAUCUAAGCACUGAGGGCCUGAUAGGGUUAUUUAUAUAAUUUAAUACUUUUUUUGUUGCAGGAGAAAAUUGAUUGUUAGCUCAAAUUUUAAAAUUGAGGUGAAUGGUGUUUUAUGAAAGUGUGUUUUGCAUGUAAGGGGAAUAUAGUGUUAAAAACAAAACACAGUUGUGCUCCUAAAUUUACGUACCCUGGCAAAAUUUGAGAAAUAUUGUCCAUUUUUUUGGGAAAAUAUGUAAAUCUUUUCUUUCAUUUAGCAUUAGCGGUCAGACAAUUAUAUUUGCUCUAAAUGUUCAUGUUUUCAUUAAAGAAUGGUACAUAUUUUACAAAUUCUGCCAGGAUAUGUAAACUUAUGAGCACAACCGUAUUUCACUUGAACGUCACUCGGAAGGUGAAUCAUGCUCGCCUUCCCGACAGCGCACAAAGACUCAGCAGCAUAAUUCAUCAUCCAAGGUCAGAGCACUGAAAGCUUUUCUCCUGCGCUCUUUAUUUGCAAGAGCGAGUCAUGAAAGUAAAAAAAAGAGAAAAAAACGCAGAGAUAAAUCACUAAGUGUUGCCAGAUGUUUUGAAAUGAAACAUUUCAAAGUAAAAUCUUUCCAGCAGUUUAA
Messenger RNA from Amphiprion ocellaris (clown anemonefish), 1830 nucleotides. RefSeq names its product retinal degeneration 3, GUCY2D regulator (gene rd3). Lineage: Eukaryota; Metazoa; Chordata; Actinopteri; Pomacentridae. Bases 296 to 958 code for a protein of 220 amino acids. The record is from RefSeq and is a predicted model, not a curated record. The transcript has 3 exons.